AUGGCAAAGCUCACCGCCGCCCUGACGGUCCUCGCACUGGUAGCCUGUGUGGGUCGUCCGUGCCAGGCAGGCUACGGGUAUCCCUACCCCAUGCCCUCGCCUAGUCCUCCGCCGCCGACUCCUGCACCAUACACUCCGACCACACCUAGCCCACCUCCACCUGCCCCGAUUACACCAUCUAGUCCUCCACCGUACACCCCAACCACACCUAGCCCUCCGCCGCCCGCCCCGGUCACUCCAUCCACUCCUCCGCCAUACAGCCCAAGCACAGCUAGCCCUCCUCCGCCCACCCCAAUUACCCCGUCUAGCCCACCACCGUACACCCCUAGCACACCUAGUCCUCCUCCUCCACCGCCCACUCCUAGCUCACCUGCCCCGAGCCUCACCGUUGGGUACUACCAGAAGACAUGCUACCAAGCUGAAGGCAUCGUGAGAGAUGCAGUGCGCGACGCCAGCAAGGGCAUCAUGGCGGGGCUCAUCCGUCUAUUUUUCCAUGACUGCUUUGUCAGGGGUUGCGACGCGUCUGUGUUGCUGGAUACGGCUGACCCUAACAGCGCAACGGAGAAGUUUGGCAUCCCGAACCUGAGUCUGCGCGGCUUUGAAGUGAUCGAUGCGGCCAAGGCCAAGAUCGAGAAGGUGUGCGGCAAUGUCGUGUCAUGUGCAGAUAUUGUGGCCUUCGCCGGGCGUGAUGCUACCUACUUCCUCAGCAACAAGAAGGUUUACUUCGACAUGCCUGCCGGCCGCUACGAUGGACGUGACUCCUUCAUAAAUGAGACACUCUUCAACCUCCCCCCACCUUUCGCCACCGUGGAGCAGCUCAAGGCCGGGUUUGCGUUCAAGGGGCUCAACACCGAUGAGAUGGUUACCCUUUCCGGUGCCCACACCAUUGGGAUCUCCCACUGCUCGUCCUUUUCUGACCGCCUGACCUCAAACUCCUCCGACAUGGACCCUAGUCUGAAAAGCACUCUGCAGCAACAGUGUCAGUCAAACUCCGGCAGUGACAACACAGUCGUACAGGACAACAAGACCCCUGACAAGCUGGACAACAAGUACUAUAAGAACGUGCUCAACCAUGAAGUGCUCUUCACGUCAGAUGCUGCGCUCAUGAUGGCGACCGACACAAGCGAUGCGGUGCGAGCAAACGCCAAGGACACAAACCAGUGGGAGGAAAAGUUCAAGGCGGCGAUGGUGAAGAUGGGUGCAAUUGAUAUCAAGACAGUUGCCGAUGGCGAAAUUAGGAGGGUCUGCCGUGUCUUGAACACAAACUAG
Messenger RNA from Lolium rigidum, 1269 nucleotides. Its product is annotated as peroxidase 2-like. Gene Ontology annotation, cellular component: plant-type cell wall; plasmodesma. NCBI's taxonomy places the organism in Eukaryota, Viridiplantae, Streptophyta, Magnoliopsida, Poales, Poaceae. Gene Ontology annotation, molecular function: peroxidase activity; heme binding. Gene Ontology annotation, biological process: response to oxidative stress; hydrogen peroxide catabolic process. The coding region runs from base 1 to 1269 and encodes 422 amino acids. The transcript is spliced from 2 exons. The record is from RefSeq and is a predicted model, not a curated record.